UGAGCCAUCCAACCCGGAUGUUUGGCGGAAGCUGUCGGUUAGCAACAGCAGCAGCAGCGGCGGCGGGCUACGGGAUGCACGGACAGCUGUUACACUGAAAACGCCCCAAACACGACUUUAUCGACACGUUUGUCCAAACUGCCGCGGCAUGCGUAGCAGGCAGGAGAGCGUGCACCGCGCCUGAUCGAUCCGCCGAAGGUGAAACCAUCGAUUCUGCUGGUGGAAGGAGGUCGUGGGCGGUUUUCCCGAACUGUGGACGGAGUUUAAUAUGAGGUAUGAAAUGAAUCAUCAGAGUGAGAGCGGCUCAGCUGGAUGGAAGAGACAACAGAGAGCAGAAACACCGGUACCGCUGCUAAGCUAACAGGCUAAACAUCAGUAUGAAGAGGGUUUGAUAAACUUUAUCAACACUGCCACUCAGUGACAAUAACACAAGAAGCGCUGUCUUUCGGAUAACAUGGACUCACUGCUGGACUUUGAGGAGUGUGUAAGUGACUCACCUGACUUCAGACUGAAGCUGGAGCUGUUUGAGGCGGAUGUUUCUGUGGUAGAGACACAACUGGACAAGGUGAUGAAGCUGUGCGGUAAGAUGGUGGAGGCGGGACAAGCAUACAAUGCAGCCAAUCAGCUGUUCCUGACCGGCCUGGCUGAACUCUCCAUGUACCGCGAGAAGGACAGCAUCAUCACCAACUGUCUGAACCAGUUCAACCAGGGCCUGCAGGAGAUGGUUGGCUUUCACACUAUGCUGUUUGAUCAGACUCAGAGAGCCAUAAGCCAGCAGCUGAACAACCUCUGCACACAGUUCCUGCCCCAGCUGGUGGAGACCAGGAGGGAGUUUGUUCGCAUCGGGGAGGACCUGGAGACGGCAGCGGCGAAGAACGCUCAGGUGUCGCGCCACAAAGCAGGAGACGCCGAACGGGCGAGUCAUCUGCUGCUCGCCACACGCAAAUGUUCCCAACACUUCGCCCUGGACUACUGCCUGCAGCUCAACACCUUCAAGACUCAGCAGAGAAUCGACAUCCUAAACUCAGUGUUCUCUUUUGUCCGCGCUCAGUUCACCUUCUUCCACCAGGGCUUCGACCUGCUCCGGGACCUGGAGCCCACCAUGAAAACCAUGGCAGUGCAGCUGUCUCAGCUAUCAGCAGACUGCGCAGCUAAAAGAAAAGACCUGGAGAACACACACCUGCUGGUCCAGCAGAGAGAUGCCUCAGGAGAGCCAACAGCCAGCCCGUGUCCUGGCAGUGAUGACAUCAUCCAAGGUUACCUCUUCAAACGCUCCAGGAAGAAAUCCAAAACCUGGAAGAGAUGCUGGUUUUCCCUCAGAGACAAUCAGCUCAUUUACAGGAAGUCACACAAGGAGGAGAACGUGGUUCUGUUUGAGGAUCUCAGACUGUGUGCUGUCAAACCGAUGGAGAACAUCGACCGACGCUUCUGCUUCGAGCUGCUGUCUGUUCAGAAAUGCUGUGCUCUGCAGGCGGACUCGGAGCAGCUGAAGCAGGCCUGGCUCAGCGCUCUGCAGGGCAGCAUCGACCUGGCCUACAGAGAGCGAGCCGACGCCCAGCUCACUCAGCCUAAAGAGCCCCCCCCUGUCCCGUGUGGUGGAGACUCCUCCACGGGUCCCCCCCCUCAGAGGCCUCCAGCGCUGGCCGUGGCCCUCAGGGGCCCCGGGAACAACCUGUGCUGUGACUGUGGGGAGGAGGAGCCUCGCUGGGCCUCCAUCAACCUGGGAGUCACCAUGUGUAUCGAGUGCUCCGGGAUACACAGGAGCCUGGGAGUCCACCUGUCCAAGGUGAGAUCCCUCACUCUGGACUCAUGGGAGGCUGAACAGCUGAAGCUGCUGUGUGUGCUGGGGAAUAACGUCAUGAAUCGGAUCUAUGAAGCACGAUGUUCAGAGGAUGGACGAGUUAAACCCAGAGCCGACAGCAUGCGAGCAGAGAAAGAGACGUGGAUCAGAGAGAAAUACGUGGAGAAGAGAUUCGUGCGGAGCAGCAGCUCGGAGCGAGCGAGUGGAGAGAGGGAGAGUGUCGGGCUGCGUCUCUAUCGGGCUGCGAUGGCGGGAGACCUGGUUGCCAUGGCAGCAGCGUUGGCGCAGGGGGCGGAGGUCAAUGGGAGCAUCAGUGAAGAGGAGGGACGCACGGCGCUGAUAGGAGCUGCCAUCGGGGGGUCGCUGUUGGCCUGCGAGUUCCUGCUGCUGAAUGGUGCAAACGUCAACCACCGGGACUUGAGAGGACAGGGAGCGCUGCACGCUGCUGCCACUGCUGGUCACACCGGACAGGUGUGUCUGCUGUUGAAGAGAGGAGCCAAUCAGUACGCUGUGGACGAGAGAGGACAGGAUCCAUUGGCCAUCGCCGUGGAAACCGCCCACGCUGACAUCGUCACACUGCUGCGGAUGGCGAGGAUGAACGAGGAGAUGAGAGAUUCAGAGGGCGUCUUCGGAGCUGUGGGAGACGACGAGACAUUUCAGGACAUCUUCCGGGACUUCAGCGACAUGGCGUCACACGACCCUGAGAGGCUAAGCAGACGGCAGUUCAGCCGCCAAGGAGGGGAGGAGGAGCAGGAGGAGGAGAAGGAGAAAUGUUGAACAGCCAUCGCAGUGUUGAAAAGAUGUCAGAAUGACAGAAACUGAGACUGGAAGCCGUCGGACUGCAGGACCUGAUGGGUUACAGUUAGCUGCGCUAACCGUCUGGCCAGUCACUUUAACGUUUAAAACAGCUGAUGUCUAAAACUGUACUGAAUACAUAGCAUCUAAACAGUGUAGUAUAUUCUUAUAUUAAGUUUAAAAGUACACAUUUACUUCACAGUUACUGUGGUUGGAAAAUGUGACCUGUGAUCGAGGAGGAAAUGCAGCUGAUUUUUAUUUCUGUUAUCAUCUGCAGAUUAUUUUCUCCACUAACUUGUUUGUUUGGUCCUAAAAAUAUCAGUAAAUAUUGAAAAAUAACUUUGUUACUAUGCGGUCCAGAAGUCACAAAUUACUCACUAAUUACUAACUCACAAAUCAAGUUCAGAGCUGUCAGCAGGCUUAUGUUUAGACAGGGCCAGGCUAGCUGUUUCCCUCUACAGCCAGUCUACAUGCUAAGCUAGGCUAACUGUGUCCCAACUCAUACAAAGCCAGUAAGUGUAUUUUCUAAAAAGCGGAACUAUUCCUUUAAUAACAGAUAACAGUAAACAGCUUACCUUCUUAAUGUGCUAGUUGUUGUUAGCAUGUUAGCAGUCCAUGAGGAUCACGGAACAGGAAGUGAACACAAUGGUAGUCACCUGUUAACAGGUGUGAUGAUGUCAUCAUGUAUACAAAUUUUAGAAUAUGAAUAACUCAGGUCAGUAGCUGUUGUGACGCUCAGGUCAGAGGUCACUUCCUGUCUGUAUUUGGUCAACACUCUGACUUGUAAAUCAAGUGUGUUUGUCCAGGGACAUUUCAUGUUUUUAAAACUUUUCUACAUGUUUUGCUGUUUUGUUGUUGUUUGUGUUGAAAAAGGGAUUUAAUGUGACAGACUGAAGCGAUUGUUACUUAAGGAUUUCAGACACUUUAUGGACGAGCUUUACAGCUACAGACGUGUUCCAGUUUGGUGCGAGGUUGAAAUAUUUCUGAAUGAAGACCAAAGCGGACCAGCAGACUUAAAACAUCACGUCCUGUUUACACUGACAGCAUUUCUUCACCUUUUUCUGUCCCGAGUUCAUGUUUCAUUCCAGACUGUUACCAAUACGAUGCUACUGCUUAAUAAAACCACUGAGUAAAAGUUAA
Scatophagus argus is the source of this 3736-nucleotide messenger RNA. Its product is annotated as BAR_ACAPs and ArfGap_ACAP domain-containing protein. The transcript is spliced from 22 exons. The record is from RefSeq and is a predicted model, not a curated record. Gene Ontology annotation, cellular component: cytoplasm. Bases 455 to 2578 code for a protein of 707 amino acids. Gene Ontology annotation, molecular function: GTPase activator activity; protein binding. Lineage: Eukaryota; Metazoa; Chordata; Actinopteri; Scatophagidae.